Molecule: messenger RNA, 1449 nt
Organism: Salmo salar (Atlantic salmon)
Lineage: Eukaryota; Metazoa; Chordata; Actinopteri; Salmoniformes; Salmonidae
Source: RefSeq, a predicted model, not a curated record
AAUAAUGUCCGGGUGAACAAACCAUGUCGGGAAGACGGUAAGCUAAAAGAACGGCAUAUUUUGGACAAAAUGACGAUACAACAAUUGCUAUCCAUGGACUGUAAGUUAGUAAGUUAACAGUUAUGAUAUCCUGCAAGUGACUGAAUCUUAGCUAACUUGUUUAAAGCUAUUUGGAAGUUACCAUACAUGUUUGUUGAAGUAGCCUAUAGAGACCAGGAUACACCUUGCUACAUAAUGAAGAUGAGUCUUCUAACUCGCACUACCGAGGAGUUCAGCUCCACUGAGUACUGGGAACACUUCUUCAAGAAGAGAGGAGAGAAGGCUUUUGACUGGUAUGGAGACUACAACAAACUCUGUGGCAUGCUGCUGAAAUACAUCAAACCUCGGGAUAAGAUCUUGGUGGGGGGUUGUGGUAACUCUGAGCUGAGUGAGCAGCUGUAUGACGUCAGCUACAGACAUCUGACCAACAUUGACAUCAGUGAGACGGUGGUGAAUCACAUGAACCAGAAGAAUGCCAAGCUUCACCAAGACCUGACCUUCCAGAAGGUGGAUGCCACACAGACACCCUAUGAGGACGGAAGCUACCAAGUUACACUGGACAAGGGGACACUGGACGCCGUGGCCUCCCAGGAGGAGGGGGUUCUAGCUGGGAGGAUGCUGGCUGAGUGCCUCAGGGCAGAGAGUGUGAUUGGCUUUAUGGCUCAGCUGAGGGUCGUGGCCAACUAGCAGCUAGUGCUAACUUCAGGUGACUGGACAGAUGCAUCGCCAUGACAGCCAGUCAGAGCUCUCUCCCAUGGGGAUGGAACUCGCCCCCCACUGGGAUGCCAGCCAAUCAGCAGUUUUCCCCCUUUCUCCAUCCCUGGCCCCGUCUCUCUCCCUGUAUAUGUUCCGUUCCUGUCGGUGGGAGGUGAGCCAGGUUGGAGGGAGGUAGUGAGUCGUGGUAACAGUGUUCUGAGUGGUCAGUACUCUGUAGAGGAUCUGAGAGGAGAGGACGGUCAUCUCUACUGCAGACUAGUGUUCCUGUUUAAUGAUGGACUGGUCCAGUCAGAGAGCUGCCUCACUGACCCCACAACCACAGCAGCCUCCUCUCAGAAGAUGAGCAGAAGGAAAGCCCUCUGCCCCUCCCCCCGUGCCCUCUCAGACACCAGGUGGCACCCUGGCGGGGGAUAAGGGUUUGGUCUGUUGUGCCCACCACAGGGUCAUGGUGGCUGGCCUUGCCAUGCUAGGGGUGGGCUCCAACCACAACAAAGAUGUCCUAGUGUCAGUGCUCCUGGUGGGGCUGGGUGGAGGAGGGCUGGAGCUGGACCCUGCGGUGCUGGACCUGAAGGUUGCAUGAGGAGAGGAGGAUGAGAAGGAGGAGAAGAGGGGAAGACCUUGUGAACAAGUAUCAUGAUCUCAUACUUUACUGUAUACAAAAUAAAAUCAAGUAAAGAAUGUUUUAUUCUCAAA